AUGUGCCCUGAUAAGAAUAACCCUCCAGAUAGGGGUGUUCCAGUAGCAGUGAGUCCACUGGAAUGUGCCCAAUGUAGAGAAGCAGAGUCGUAUGCAACCUCGGAUGUAGCCAAGGCCGCUCAGAAGGCAGCGCAAGCCGCUGAAUUCGCUAAGAAAGUAGAGCAGAAAGCACAGAAGAAGGCAGAUAAGGACGCAGAGAAGGCUGCUAAGGACGCAGAGAAGGCUGCCAAGGCCGCACAGAGGGCCGCACCUGGUUAUCAGACCGCAAGGAACAGAAAGAAUCAUGCAAAAGGUCUCUUCAGGAAAGUGGGAUUAGGAAUUGCUGGAAAGUAUAUAUGGGACCACCAAGACUGGGAGGACGCCUUUGUUCAAGAGUGGACGGAACAGGCCUACGCAAGUUUUGAAUCUAAGGAGGUUGCCAACCCAGGAACAAAUUUGUCACCAACAAAUCAUUGGAACGAAGAAUUUGACACGAUUCUGCACAACACUAUGGCAAAUUUUGGAGCAACGAGACUCCCCAAAGGUUUCAAGACGAUGAUGAUAGAUAAAAAGGGUGAACUGGUUUAUGGUCCACCAGCUCCGAGCCCUGAAGACUUUGCAAAUGUAGGACCGGUAGAUUACGGCUCCUCUGGAUUUCUUUAUGGACCCUGGGGUCAGGGCUAUGCCGACCAGGGUGUAGAUGACGGAGGACGUUUAGUUCCGGCCAGUCCCCUCGCACCAUCCCCAAGGACCGGAAAUAAACCAGACAAGAGCAAGGGCAGGGCACCCGAGAAAACACCAAAACAUGUAUCAAGACAGAUGACAGAAGAGGAGUGGCGGCAGAUGAAUGAAGAAGAUUUUUCUUAUUUCAAGUGGCAAGAUACUUCACCUCAAUCAUCACCUCCCCGGGGAGCGCUACGGUACAGUGACGAUUCUGAUCAUGAUGAACUGUACGCAAACCCCAGCCCUGGGAAUCAAUUCCAGGCGCCCGCUGCUGUUCGCAGUUCACCUCUUAUUACAGUUCAAUCCCCUGGCAGCCAUGGUACAGGAAACCAAAGUCGAAGUCGUGCCACAUCGAAGGUCAGCUCUAAGUUAUGCGAUGAGAGUUUGAUGAUGGUUACGGAUUCGGCAUCGCCACCAAUCUAUCGGCAGGGAAGCAACUCUCCUGCUCAGCGAGAAAGCUCAGGGCCGCCGAGGACGCCUGUUUCAGCGUUUAUAGAAGACAUGCAGGAGAAACAACUCGGGAAGGACUACAAACCGCUUGAUAAGAUGGACCAAUAUAAAUUGAUGGAAGCAUCUGCACUAGCGUCUGGACCUAGUGGUUAUGGUAAAGCAGCACCAACCUUGACUCCUCGGAAUAAAGUCGCUGGCUAUCCACAUAGCAGGCCAUCUACCAGUGCAAGUAGUCAGUCCUUCGAUAGUGAGAGUUUUGCGAUGCGUACAAAGCCAUCGACACCUCGCGAAGGUGCUUCAGCUGAACAUCACGGCGGCUCACACACCUCGUCAAAAAGCAUACACUUCUUCUUCGAGACCAGGAUCUUCCCCAGCGCCGACUCAUGCAUCAUUCCCAUCCGCUACAUCUCAUGCAAAUCCACUAGCGCAAACCACUACAGGAAGUCCUGCUGCAAGACACACCACGGCAGGAAGUGCUUCAGGUACUACGGCGAGACGCCAUACCAGUACUACAUCUUCAAGUUCCAAGCCAAAGGAUACGACCAAGAAGGAUACGACCAAGAAGGAUACGACUAA
This is a messenger RNA of Alternaria atra, 1728 nucleotides long. RefSeq lists its product as uncharacterized. The record is from RefSeq and is a predicted model, not a curated record. NCBI's taxonomy places the organism in Eukaryota, Fungi, Ascomycota, Dothideomycetes, Pleosporales, Pleosporaceae. The coding region runs from base 1 to 1728 and encodes 575 amino acids. The transcript has 2 exons.